UGGGCGUCAAAGACACGCAGAGAAACGGGCUGCUGGUGGCGAAGAUGGCGGAUGGGGACAGCGGUAGUGAGCGCGGUGGCAGCAGCGGCGGUGGAGGGGGAGGCGGCGGUGGCGGCGGCGGCUUCCAGCACUACCAGCGGGAGCCGGAGACCCAGGAGCUGGCGUCGAAGCGGCUGGACAUUCAGAACAAGCGCUUCUACCUUGACGUGAAGCAGAACGCGAAAGGCCGGUUCAUCAAAAUCGCCGAGGUCGGCGCCGGGGGCUCCAAAAGUCGGCUGACUCUGUCCAUGUCAGUGGCGGCGGAGUUCCGCGACUACCUGGGCGACUUCAUCGAGCACUACGCCCAGCUGGGGCCCAGCACCCCGGAGCAGAUCGCGCAGUCGUCCGGCGGAGAUGACAGCGGGCCGCGGCGGGCCUUGAAGAGCGAGUUCCUGGUGCGCGAGAACCGCAAGUACUACCUCGACCUGAAGGAGAACCAGCGGGGCCGCUUCCUCCGGAUCCGCCAGACCGUCAACCGAGGCCCCGGCUUCGGAGUCGGAGUGGGCGGGAUCCCCGGCGCUGGCAUGCAGGCCGGACAGACCAUCGCGCUCCCGGCCCAGGGCUUGAUAGAGUUCCGCGACGCUCUGGCCAAGUUGAUAGACGACUACGGCGGAGACGAGGAGGAGCUGGCCGGCGGCGGCGGCGGGGCCGGCGGAUACAGCGAGCUUCCGGAGGGAACCACGAUCAUGGUGGACUCCAAGCGCUUCUUCUUCGACGUCGGGUCCAACAAGUACGGAGUUUUCCUGCGGGUGAGCGAAGUGAAGCCCAGUUACAGAAACUCGAUCACGAUACCCUUCAAGGCUUGGAGCAAGUUCGGCGGAGCGUUCAGCCGCUACGCGGAGGAAAUGAAAGAGAUCCAGGAGCGGCACCGGGAUAAGAUGUACGAGCGGCGGGCCGGAGACGAGUCCGAGGGCGAGGACGUGGACGACGACUGACUUGUGUUCAGGUUGACAACAUGAUGCAAAGCUGGAGACGAACGGAGAAAGAAAGAGAGAGAGAGGAGCGAUUAUAACGUGCAUGACGAAUCGAACUUUUAACAAUGAUAAAACGGAGUAUAAAAAAAGUAUAUUUGACUGAGAAAUUACUGUCUAUAUAAGAGAAUCGUGUUCUAAAGUUUAGGUGGAUGUGAUAGAUAAGUGAGUGCGGACGGCAGUAGUCAGCUCCCGUAUGAGAUUUCCCAUUGAUUAUAAAUAUAUAUAUAUAUAUAGAUAUAUUAUUGAUUGUCUAUUUGAUAGCCUCACACAUGUAGCCCAGCAAAUGUUUGACAGAAGCUGAAGACACAGCAGUAGUUCCACUUCCUGGUGGCGACGGUUCACCUGGCGCUGACCCUGUAGUCUGGACCAGGUGAGGAGCCUGCACCGCUCCGCGUGUGUCCCGAACACGCGCCCAGAGCCGCAGCUAUUGUGGAGCGUCUUUGGCGUGGCAGGACUUCCAUUCAGCUCCAAAGAGUCCCGUGAGGUGAUCUGUUACAAGCACAUGACUCAUUUGGAUUCCUCGGAUCAUCCAAAUGAGUCCAUCUGACCUCCCCUGCCUCCCCCCUCCCACCUCUCGCCCCCCGGGCAUCCCCCCUACCUCCUCCCCUCCUCCCGGUGCUCUGAUAGCUGAAGUGCGCUGAUGCCUGCUCACACGUGGCUUGUUGUGUCUCAGGGCCGGCAUCGAUAUUUCGGGUAUAUCAGCAUCACCUGUGCCUGCGCGUCACACUCUAGAGGUUCUGGGUGCAGCGGUGAGACGUCUGUGGCAACUGAUGAUGUCUCGCACGGCGAGCCUCUUCAGCACUACUGGUCAUGAUUUCGGGUUUGAGCUACCAUCUCAAGGAAAUUUGUGGACUUGUUUUGCGUGCGCCAUUUGGAUCCUUUACUCUUGAACUCACUGGCUGAACCCCAGUUCAGUCUGAUUGUAAAGAAAAUUAGGUGCUUUGGGGGAAACAAAAACCCACAGCAGGGUGCUUUAUCUAAAGAAAUAUAUAUAUAAAUAUGUAUACUGGAAGAGUUUUACUUACUAAAAAAUAAGUAUAGAUGAAAUUAUUUUUCAAAAGAGAUUUAUGAAGUCUCAGAAGCGAGGCGUUUAUUAGAUAACGCUGCCUAAAGUGGCUUAUUUAAACACUAAACUUGGAUGCAAACGUCCAGGACGAUAUUUCAUACCUGCUUCUUUUCCUGACAUUUCUGUUUUCCCAAUGGAAAUCUUUUUUUUUUCUUCUUUUUUUAAGAACAACACUCGGCACUCCAGUUCACUUUACCAGAGCAUCAAAGUUGUCCCCUCAUUUCAGUCCCUGUCUGUCACAGAUCGGCGUUCCAUCAGUUGCCAUACGACUCGACGAAAGCGUCUCCAGUGCUCCUCUCGAUGUUUCGUUUGCAUGCCUGCUCUCGCUGCCUUGUGUUCUUUUCUUUGCUGGUUGCUGUAUGUUGCUAUUUAUCCAUAUGCAGAGAGCAGAGUUCCAGUUUUAUUUUGUAUUUGCAAGUUUACUAUAAUUUAAAAGAAAAAAAAAGAAGCUCACAAUGUUCCCGCUUUUCUUUCUUUCUUCGGGGGAAUGUCACCUUCAUGGUCCCGCCUCUUUCUUGGUGUGUAAACCUCUCGUUGAACUUCUCCACUCCUGACACAGCAGACUAAUGCCAUAUGGAAACAAACACCUGGGAGCAAUAGUUUUCUUUUCAUUUGAUAUGAAUAUAUAUAUAUAUAGAUAUGAAACUAUUACACAUGAGAUUGAACUACA
This is a messenger RNA of Synchiropus splendidus (mandarinfish), 2749 nucleotides long. RefSeq names its product transcriptional activator protein Pur-beta. The coding region runs from base 45 to 974 and encodes 309 amino acids. Gene Ontology annotation, cellular component: nucleus. Gene Ontology annotation, molecular function: DNA-binding transcription factor activity, RNA polymerase II-specific; RNA polymerase II transcription regulatory region sequence-specific DNA binding; purine-rich negative regulatory element binding. Gene Ontology annotation, biological process: regulation of transcription by RNA polymerase II. Lineage: Eukaryota; Metazoa; Chordata; Actinopteri; Syngnathiformes; Callionymidae. The record is from RefSeq and is a predicted model, not a curated record. The transcript has a single exon.